Phyllopteryx taeniolatus (common seadragon) is the source of this 3070-nucleotide messenger RNA. It is a transcript of the gene uba2, whose product is annotated as ubiquitin-like modifier activating enzyme 2. The transcript is spliced from 17 exons. Gene Ontology annotation, biological process: protein sumoylation. Gene Ontology annotation, cellular component: cytoplasm; SUMO activating enzyme complex. The record is from RefSeq and is a predicted model, not a curated record. Gene Ontology annotation, molecular function: SUMO activating enzyme activity. Lineage: Eukaryota; Metazoa; Chordata; Actinopteri; Syngnathiformes; Syngnathidae. Bases 237 to 2168 code for a protein of 643 amino acids.
UGAGGAGAAGCAGCUCAGAAAAUGGAUGGAUGGAUAUGUACUUGCAUUCGUGUCAGAUUAGCCUCAUCCAAUAUGGAAGACACGCUGACGUGUCGUGAAACGGGCCAACUGCGUUGAUCGAGGCAUCUAGGUCAUCAUAUCUAUGCAGGGCAUCGCCAAUCCUUCCGUGGUGGAAUACAAAGCUAACCGCUAGCAUCCCGGUGCUACAGGCUUAGUUUGUGACUGAAGCUGUCAACAUGGUGCAACUUGUGGGUUCCCUUCGAAAGGAGUUGGUCGACUCCCUCUCUAAGGCCAAGGUUUUGGUGGUGGGAGCGGGAGGUAUCGGCUGUGAGCUGCUCAAGAACCUCGUCCUCACUGGCUUCCAAAACAUCGAAGUGAUUGACUUGGACACAAUUGAUGUCAGCAAUUUGAAUCGCCAGUUCCUCUUUCAAAAAAAGCAUGUUGGCAAGUCUAAAGCACAGGUCGCCAAAGAGAGUGCCUUGCAGUUUUGUCCCUCUGCAAAUAUCACUUCCUACCAUGACAGCAUCAUGAAUCCUGACUACAACGUUGAGUUCUUUAACAAUUUCAUCCUGGUGAUGAACGCUCUGGAUAACCGAGCUGCCCGCAACCAUGUGAACAGGAUGUGUUUGGCAGCCGACAUCCCUCUCAUUGAGAGUGGCACAGCAGGAUACCUUGGACAGGUCACAGUAAUCAAGAAGGGAAUGACAGAGUGCUAUGAGUGCCAACCGAAACCUGCUCAGAAGACCUUCCCAGGAUGCACUAUAAGAAACACACCGUCUGAGCCCAUUCACUGCAUUGUCUGGGCAAAAUAUCUCUUCAACCAGCUAUUUGGAGAGGAGGAUGCUGAUCAAGAUGUGUCACCUGACACAGCGGAUCCAGAGGCUUCAUGGAACCCUGAAGAAACGGCAGCUCGCGCCACAGCCGCAGAAAAGGAUGGAGACGUCAAGCGUGUCUCUACCAAGCAGUGGGCCCGCAGCAACAAAUAUGACUCUGUCAAACUCUUCAAUAAGCUUUUCAAAGAUGAUAUCAUGUACCUAUUAACUAUGGACAAACUGUGGAAGAAGAGGAAAGCUCCUACACCACUGGACUGGCAGAAGCUGGAGAAAACUGGAUGUCCUAAGGAAGAGUCCUCCAGUUCAGGUUUAAAGGACCAGCAGGUUCUUGGUGUUUGGGGCUACUGCAAGCUAUUCCAGGAAAGCGUGGAGACCCUCCACUCGCUGUUAGACGAGAAAGGAGACGGUGCAGAGCUCGUCUGGGAUAAGGAUGAUCCCCCUGCAAUGGACUUUGUCACAGCAGCGGCCAACCUUCGAAUGUACAUCUUUAGCAUGAGCAUGAAAAGUCGCUUUGAUGUCAAGUCCAUGGCAGGUAACAUAAUCCCAGCUAUUGCGACAACCAAUGCUGUCAUCGCUGGACUCAUUGUGUUGGAGGGGCUCAAGAUUCUGGCAGGGGAACUGGAAUCCUGCCGCACGAUCUUCCUGAACAAGUGUCCUAACCUCAGGAAGAAGCUGCUAGUUCCUUGUAUCCUGGACCCACCUGGCCCCAACUGUUACGUGUGCGCCAGCAAGCCUGAAGUCACAGUUAAAAUCAAUGUCCACAAAACAAUGGUCCUCUCUCUGCAGGACAAGAUCUUAAAGGAGCGGUUCGGCAUGGUAGCUCCAGAUGUUCAGAUAGAAGAUGGAAAAGGGACAAUCCUCAUCUCCUCAGAGGAAGGAGAGACAGAAGCCAACAACACCAAGUUUCUUUCUUACUUUGGGAUCCGUAAUGGGAGUCGACUACAAGCUGAUGACUUCCUCCAAGACUACACACUCCUCAUUAACGUCUUGCACACUGAAGAUCUAGAGAGGGAUGUAGAAUUUGAAGUGGUUGGUGAAGCUCCAGACAAACCACCGCCACCCCAAAACAACCAGGAAGAGGUUAACAGUAUCACCAAUGGCAACAAGGAUUCUGCCCAGCCAUCUACCUCUAAAGUCCCGGCAGAUGACGAUGACAUUAUGGUUGUGGACUCUGAUGAUGAAGCUGAGGCCUCGUCCAGCUCUGCAGCAGUCACAAGUACCACUAAGAGGAAGCAUUCAGAUGCAGAAACUGGCGAGACUUCCACCAAGCGCCCGCGGACGCAUCAGUCAAGUGCAGCAGCUGCCACUGAUGAUGACAUCAUCGCUUUGGACUAAACGCCUCUUAAUUUCCUGGAGGAUCACAAACUCUUUGAAAUAUUGCCAUUUUGUUUCAACACAGACGGUAGACUUAAACACACUUUUCUGAAGAACAAUUCACGGCUUGUUUUGUUUUUUUGUCCUUCCCCCAGCCAGUUUUCAUACUGCUCCUGCUCUUGUCAGAUGAUUCUGUUAAUAUAGUCAACAUUUUAAAAUAUUCAGCUUUUUGUUUUUGGUCAUUUCUAGUAACUAUGAAACGGAUCUGUUGAUGGUAUAAAAAAAAGUGCUUUUUGUAUUUUUAAGACAUCUACUCUAAUGUGAUGAUUCAAGUCAGGGGUUUUUGUGCUUUGUCAGUAUAAAAAAUAAAAACUGUUUAAACCAAAACAUUUUCUUGGUAUGUAAUAGUUAAAUGAUUUAAUGGGCAAAAAGACUGUCGACUACCUGCUUCUUGGUGCUGUUAGUUUCUGGAGCUUAAGAACCAACUUCAAAUCUGACCUGUUGGUAUGGCACCAGAGGCGCUUAAGCAGUUGUUGCCAUGAGGCCAUGUGCGCUACCUCUUCUGUCAGUUAAUUUUGUUCGGCUGCAGUGAUACUGAUAUCAUCCACAAGGCCGGCAGGUCUUUAGUAAUUAACAAUCGUGAAGCAUUACCAACAGUGUAUUAAUCAAAGUUAUCACUGGGGUCUUAGUAUGGCCUCUGGUGCUACAUGGGGUCUGGUUGUCCAAAAAAAAUAUCUAAUUUGUUUAAAAAGUUAAAUAUUAAACUCGUUCACAUCAUGAUAUGAAAUUACAUUUACUCUAAAGUAUUGCAGAUGAGUGGUCUGACAUAUAUUAUUGAAAAAUUUCAUACUUCAUUGUGAUCACAUGUUUAAAGGCCUUCAAAGCCUUUUUGGAAGAAUAAACAUGGACAAGACAAACAAGCA